Molecule: messenger RNA, 2616 nt
Organism: Rhopilema esculentum
Lineage: Eukaryota; Metazoa; Cnidaria; Scyphozoa; Rhizostomeae; Rhizostomatidae
Product: neuropeptide FF receptor 2
Biological process (GO): G protein-coupled receptor signaling pathway
Cellular component (GO): plasma membrane
Molecular function (GO): G protein-coupled receptor activity
Source: RefSeq, a predicted model, not a curated record
AUCAAUACGAGGAGAGGAAGUGACAACAACGGUUUAGUCGAACACGGAAGUGAUUUGUUUCCAGCAGCUCCAAGUAAGGUGGCAGAAAAAAUUUGGUAAAAGAAACACCACACCGACUGUAAGCUUUGCAAGGUCGUUAUGGAAUUCUUGGACUACAAGGAUGGUUUGCUUUUGAGUGUAGCUCUUGACCCAAACAACAAAACAAACACAACUGGCGAUGGAAAGAAGUAUCUUGACCAAGUCAAGGUCGACGUGAAUGCAGUGUUGCCUGUUUAUGUGAUCGUGCUCGCGGCCUGUCUGAUUGGGAAUAUAUUGGUGUGUGUUACAGUUAUGAAAAACAAUGAAAUGAGAAAAAAGAGGUGGUACUAUUUCUUGAUGAAUUUGGCUAUCGCGGACAUGGGAUUUGCCUUAAUAACACCAGUGCAUCUGCUGCAAUCGGCUGGGAUUGACAUGGGCGAUGCUGGUUGCAAACUUGGAAUCCACAUCAUUGACGUGUUCAUGUUGACGUCAACCCUAACACUUGCAUACAUCAGCGUUGAUCGUUUCAUGUGCAUCUGUUACCCCUCACUUGGCUACACAAAUCGCGUAAGCCCAGUUCGGGUUAUUGCAGCUAUUUGGCUAUUUGGAACGAUUUUCCUAUGCCCAUUUCUGAUAUACUGUAAAAAGAGCUCCACCAUAGAGAACAGUUGUGACUGCCGCACAGCAUGGCCAUCUCCUAGUCAAAACAGAAUCUACAAUUUUUCAAUCGUCUUUGUGGGCUUCUAUAUCCCAUUUAUUACAAUGGUUUUCUGUUACUCAAAGAUCAUUGGUCGACUCUGGGGUACAAAAGAAAGCAAAAGUUCCAUUGGUAAAGACAAAUCUGGCAAAAAGAAGAAAAGCAUUAAGAUGAUGAUUUUAGCAACAUCUUUGUUCUUCAUUUCAUGGUUUCCUUACACUGUUUUGUAUCUUAUAAAGGAAAUGAAAGUUGGAAAUCCAAGUAUUAUUGGAAAAGUUUGGCUGUUUGUUCAAUUAAUUGCAUUCACUAAUUCAGCAUGGAACCCUUUCACCUACUGCGUUUUCAGUCAAGAUUUCAGAAAAGGAUUCAAGAGAAUCUUCUUCUGGAGAAAAGAUGGCAGUAAAAAAGAAAAUGUUGACAGGCGGUUGAGACAGAGGGAACCUGAAGUGAAAAACAGCAAUGAAGAGAGCGACACGGCAAGCAGAAGAACAGAGAGUGAAGUCUUGGGACAACUUGAAAACGGUAUAGACGAAAACAACAUGAACAGAACUGCAGAAAAUUAUCAUGAAAAUAUCAAAGUUAAUGUGAGUGUUAUUGUGCCAUUCUAUUUAAUUGUCCUAGCUGUCUGCUUGGUUGGUAAUGGCCUUGUCUGCGUCACCGUACUGAAGAAUCAAGAAAUGAGAAGGAAAAGAUGGUACUUAUUCUUGGUGAAUCUAUCCAUUACUGACAUAGCGUUAACGUUGACAACCCCAAUGCACUUGAUUAUGUCAGCUGGGAUUGAUAUUGGUGACGUUGGGUGCAAGUUUAGCUUCCACGUGACAAAUACAACAAUUAUGAUGUCAACCUUGACUCUCGCCUACAUCAGCAUUAAUCGGUAUAUAUGCAUUUGCCACCCAAAAAUAGGGUAUAUAAAGAAUCUACAUCCAGUAUGGGUUAUUGUGCCUAUGUGGAUAUCUGUAGGCAUCGUCCUGUUGCCUAUGUCUAUGUAUUGCCAAAGAGGAAAGACCGGUGCUGGUAGUUGCGAAUGCCGCACAGGGUACCCGUCCCUUGAUCAGCGUAAAGUCUACCAGUUCGCACUGGUUGUCGUGGGGUUUUACAUUCCAUUUUUAAUAAUGGUAUUCUGCUACACAAUGGUAACCCUUCGACUGUUGGGAAAAACUGGUGACAGGGGAGCAGUCGAGAUUGACCAAUCUGGCAAAAAGAAGCGCAGCAUAAAGAUGAUGAUUCUGGCAACUACACUGUUCUUUAUUUCAUGGUUUCCCUUCUCCACCUUACAUUUACUUAAAGAAAUGGAAGCUGGCAAUCCAAAAUUAAUUGGAAAGUUCUUGCUCUUCGUACAGCUGAUAGCAUUUACCAAUUCAGCAUGGAACCCGUUCACCUAUUGUGUAUUCAGCAAAGAUUUCAGAAGAGGAUUCAGGAAAAUUUGCUUUUGGAGAAGAAGUGAAAUGGCAGCAAAUCAUGAAGAAGAAAACAAAGUUAAUAUCAGAAAUAACCGAGGCAAAGCAACAAACACGAAAGUAGAACAUAAAGCGAGAAAAAUAAAAGUUUGCCCGAUUAAACAUCUUGAUAAUUAAAAAUGGCGGUAAAGUCCAAAACUCUUCCCUUGAAAAGGUUUUUUAGACAACCGAUCCAAGAAUGAUAGAAUACGUGGCAAAGGUCACUAAUUUUUAAGAUAGAAAACACUAUGAAGUACAUAUAUAUGUAUAUAUAUAUAUGGAACUAUCAUUUGAAAAUAACAAUAUUUGGCUCAAUUUGAAAGGAAGUAAACAUUUCAAGAAAAAAAACGUUUGUCGAAAGGCUUCUAAUGCCCAAAUAAAAAACUACGUCCUUAAGAUUAACCAAUGAGUUUAUUUUAUUUUAGGGACAAAAUUUUAUUUUGACGCUUUUCCAACUAGUCGGUG